GCCGUUCCGUUGCCAGGAGCCGUUUAAACAGCCUGAGGGGAAACACAGUGAGAUAACGGAGUUAAUUCACAUUCACUAAAAUCGGCUCUGGAACGAAAUAAUCAGCUAGAAUCCACGGUGCAGUGCCUGAUUGUCCCCCGUGCUGUAACACUAGUUUACACUCUGACGUCGAUUUUUUCUGCAUAAAGUCGCCUUUUCAUAUUGCUCCCAUGGCGGAUUUUGGGUUCAAUGAACAACACCAGAAUGAGGUCAUAAACUACAUGCGCUUUGCUCGCUCCAAGAGGCUCCUGCGACUGAAGACCAUUGACUCGUGCUUUCAGGAACUCAAAGACAGCAGACUGGUUGAGGAAACGUUUACGGUGGAUGAGGUAACGGACAUGCUGGAUGGGCUGCAGGUUGUGGUGCGUGGAGAGGUGGAGAUGGAGCUCAUCAACACGGCUCACACCAAUGUCCUGCUUCUGCGCCAGCUCUUCUCCCAGGCUGAGAAAUUCUACCUGAAAUUGCAGACUGAUAUCUCUGAGCUGGAGAGCAGAGAAUUACUGGAACAAGUAGCAGCAUUUGAAAAGACUGAUUUUCAAACCAACAGCAAGGUAAAUCAUGAAUCCAGCAAACCCAAAUUAGCCCCACUGAAUGAGGGAGGAGUGUCAGAACUGCUCAACAAGGAAAUUUCCAGACUACAAGAAGAGAAUGAUAAACUGAGAGCUAGACUCAGAAUACUGGAAAGUCAGGCCAUGAGUGCCCUUGAUGAGAAGUGUGAGGCUGAGAGGGCCCUAAAUGACCUUCAGAAAAUCCAGGGAGAUCAGCAGGAUGCCAUGCAUGCUCAGAAGAUCUCUGAACUGGAGGACACUAUGGCAGCCAUGCAGGUUGAUUUUGAGAGGACACUGAGCACCAGUAGUGCAUCACAGAAGGAUCUACAGGACAGCCUGGUGUCAGCUAAACAUGAGCUACUCCGUGUUCAAGACCAGCUCGCUCUUGCUGAGAAGGAACUAGAUAAGAAGUUUCAACAAACGGCUGCGUAUCGGAACAUGAAGGAGAUUCUGAAUAAGAAGAACGACCAGAUUAAGGAGCUCAGGAAAAGAUUACAAAGAUACGAGUCUGCUGAGUGAAGUCCUGGACCAAAGAAAAUUGCUUAUGUGAAGGGGUUUUAUGGGCAAAAAGGCACUAAAGUCAAUUUUGGCCUCAACUCUCUAAACAUGGCAAGGGACCAAAGAACGAAACAAAAGAAGGGCAAAAAGGAAGUUUUUAAAUAGGCAUUGCUUUCCUUAAGUUUAUCUUUAACAAGAUCUACCCAUCUGAGUAAAACUGUUGCUGUGCUUAGGGAGGUUUGCUGUAUCUGGGUAUCUUGUAUUCCAUUUUGCAUGAGAUUACUGAAUGUGUGCAGUUUUUAUGAUUGAAAAUGUUUGUGCUUUCUCCACUUAAAACUCUCACUUUGUUA
Molecule: messenger RNA, 1435 nt
Organism: Neoarius graeffei (lesser salmon catfish)
Lineage: Eukaryota; Metazoa; Chordata; Actinopteri; Siluriformes; Ariidae
Gene: lztfl1
Product: leucine zipper transcription factor-like 1
Exons: 10
Coding region: 210-1106 (298 amino acids)
Biological process (GO): negative regulation of protein localization to cilium
Cellular component (GO): cytoplasm
Source: RefSeq, a predicted model, not a curated record